Molecule: messenger RNA, 458 nt
Organism: Solanum stenotomum
Lineage: Eukaryota; Viridiplantae; Streptophyta; Magnoliopsida; Solanales; Solanaceae
Exons: 2
Coding region: 132-365 (77 amino acids)
Source: RefSeq, a predicted model, not a curated record
CCGGAAACCGACUUGAACCCGAAAAUGCUGCAAAACAAAAUUGUGGCAGCCAUUCCUCUGUUCCUUUUCUAGAGGAUUUUGCGAUUCUGGUUGUUCUUCAUCAGUCAUCAGGUUCUUGAAGUUGACCGGUGAUGGGAAAUAGGCCAGCAAAGCCGGAGAGAGAUGAGGUGCUUUUGAAGAUUGUGCCUCCUCUAGAUCAAGCAUACGUUCGAUGGCUAGCUCGUGACCUCGAGAGGAUUCAUGGCUUCACUCCAAGAAACCCUCGUGCUGUAAGGCCACCCGAUCAUUACAUAGAAUACAUGCGCUUACAGGGAUGGUUGGAUGUCAGCUUAGAUGACCCCGACCUUGCUCGUCUACUUAAAUAAUGGAGUAAAUCAACUGCAAUACUCUUAAGAACAUGUAUAAACUUCAAAUUGAUGUUUAGUUUUCUGUACUGGUACAGUGAGAUUCAGAUGCUG